This is a messenger RNA of Epithele typhae, 597 nucleotides long. RefSeq lists its product as uncharacterized. Gene Ontology annotation, cellular component: ubiquitin ligase complex; cytoplasm. Gene Ontology annotation, molecular function: zinc ion binding; ubiquitin protein ligase activity; ubiquitin conjugating enzyme binding. NCBI's taxonomy places the organism in Eukaryota, Fungi, Basidiomycota, Agaricomycetes, Polyporales, Epitheliaceae. The annotation marks the transcript as partial. The record is from RefSeq and is a predicted model, not a curated record. The transcript has a single exon. Gene Ontology annotation, biological process: ubiquitin-dependent protein catabolic process; protein polyubiquitination; positive regulation of proteasomal ubiquitin-dependent protein catabolic process.
GAUGUGUUCCAGCGCACCACGCAGGACGAGUCGCUCUUUCCCCCGAAGUGCUGCCGGAUCCCGCUCGAGUUCGCCGCGGUACAGAAGCACCUCCCUCUGCCCCUCUGCGAGCGGUACGCCGACAAGCGGCGCGAGUACACGACCUCGGACCGUGUCUACUGUCACACUCCGACAUGCUCCGCCUUCCUCGGUCCCCGCCAGAAGGCCGCCGCGCCCGCCGCCAGAGGACUCAUGAACAUUCUCUUCCGCAUCACGUUCUGGCCCCUGAUCCUUUUCCUGCGCCUCUUCAUCUUCACGAAGACGGUCGUCGCAUACACCUGCGCGAACUGCGGCGCGCGCACCUGCGCACGCUGCAAACUGCGCGCGCACACGGAGGGCCGCACAUGCCCCGCGGUGGACACCGAGAGGGUGCUUGCGAUCGGGCGCGCGCGCGGCUGGAAGCGCUGCCCUGCGUGCGGCCACCUCAUUGAGCUGAUCGCGGGAUGCUCCUGCGUCCGGUGCCCGUGCUGGCAGAAUUUCUGCUACCGGUGCGGGGCGCCGUGGGGGACGUGCCGCUGCCACCUGCCGUACUGGAAUGUGGGACAGCCCCAGUUCUAG